Messenger RNA from Fonsecaea pedrosoi CBS 271.37, 1560 nucleotides. RefSeq lists its product as uncharacterized. Gene Ontology annotation, biological process: carbohydrate transport; transmembrane transport. The record is from RefSeq and is a predicted model, not a curated record. Gene Ontology annotation, molecular function: carbohydrate:proton symporter activity. The transcript is spliced from 7 exons. Lineage: Eukaryota; Fungi; Ascomycota; Eurotiomycetes; Chaetothyriales; Herpotrichiellaceae. Bases 1 to 1560 code for a protein of 519 amino acids. Gene Ontology annotation, cellular component: membrane.
AUGGCUAGGACAUACACCUUCUACAACCUACGCAUCAUCCUGGUCCUGACCUUGGGCAGUCUUACCUUUGGGUACGGCUUCUCCGUCAUCUCAAACACCAUAGGACAGCCCGGCUUCAUCCAAUACUUCAACCUCAAAGCCAACUCGGACUACACCAACGCCAUCACCGGCACCAUCAAUGGCCUAUAUUGUGCAGGAGCACUGUUUGGGGCGCUGCAUGUGGGUUGGAUGUGCGAAGCUCGCGGCAGAAAGGAGACCAUGUAUUUGGGGUCGGCCGUCAACGUCGUGGGCGGUGCCCUCGAGACGGGCUCGGUCAAUAUGGCCAUGUUCCUGGUUUCGCGCUUCAUUUCGGGGUACGGGAUCGGCAUGAUGGUGGUCUUGAUCCCCAUUAUGCAAUCUGAAAUCUCACCUCCCAACGCGCGAGGCUUUCUCGUCGGUCAACACGGCACCUGGAUUGUCUUGGGAUACGCCAUUGCCGGCUGGGUGGGCGCUGGGACGUAUUACUCGUCGAACCUUUCCUUCCAGUGGCGAUUCCCCAUUGCCUUGUCCAUCAUACCACCCCUUGCGUUGGCCAUGUGCGGUCCCUGGAUCCCGGAAUCCCCUCGUUGGCUGCUCACCCGAGACCGACGCGAGGAGGCCUGGAAUAUCGUCAGGCGGCUGCACGGUGGCGCAGCCGAGGACGAAGCAGGCCUCCAAUAUGCGCGCGAGGAAUUCUACCAAAUGACCGAGCAGGUGCGAGUAGACGCGGCCGCGUGGAAGCAGUGGGGAUGGCGCGGCAUGUUCACAAACAAGACCUACCGGAAGCGCUUCUGGAUGGGUUUCUUCAUCCAGUAUGCCGCACAAUCGACGGGUGCCCAGGUCAUCUACGUAUACAUUGUAUCCCUGUACCAGAAUCUCGGACUCACCGGCGGAGUGCCCCUGAUUUUGGGAGCAGCCUAUGUCACCGUCGCGACCAUUUCCAACUUCAUUGGGGCGCUGCUCUUGGACAGAGUAGGACGAAAACCACUUCUGCUCGCCGGCCUCACCGGAUGCAUGCUGUCGGUGUGCCUGGAAACCGCCAUGAUAGCCGAGUAUGCUGGUACCACCAACAAGGCGGGGCUGUCCAUGGGGGUGUUCUUCUCCUUCUGCUUCAUCAGCUUCUAUGGAGGUGGCAUCGAUGUGGUGGGCUAUGUGUAUUGCUCGGAGAUCUUCCCUACCACCAUCCGAUCUCAGGGCGUGGCCUGGUCUCUCGCCGGGACAUUUCUCUCGACGUUGGUGUAUGUCGAGGCUGCGCCGACGGCCUUGGCAAACAUCAAAUGGAAAUACUAUAUCGUCUUCAUCUGCCUGACCUUUGUCAACAUCUGGAUCUUUUACUUUUGGUGUCCCGAGACUCGAGGCAAGUCGCUGGAAGAGAUCAAUGCUUUGUUUGGUGACGAAGUGGUGGUACAUUUUGCGGAUGCGACCGAGAUGCAGAGGCACGAAUUAACCGCAAAGGUAUUGGCACAGGACGACAAACACGAGUUCGCCUCGGGUGGAGCUAGCGUAGGAGAGGUGAGUACAAAGAUGGCGUUGAAAGUCUAA